Messenger RNA from Phascolarctos cinereus (koala), 3200 nucleotides. It is a transcript of the gene SMARCAL1, whose product is annotated as SNF2 related chromatin remodeling annealing helicase 1. The record is from RefSeq and is a predicted model, not a curated record. Gene Ontology annotation, biological process: replication fork processing; DNA repair. Gene Ontology annotation, cellular component: nuclear replication fork. Lineage: Eukaryota; Metazoa; Chordata; Mammalia; Diprotodontia; Phascolarctidae. Gene Ontology annotation, molecular function: ATP binding.
ACUCACUGCGCAAGGCGGGCGGAUGGGUUUGGGGCUCUGGGUGGGGUCGGGUGAGUGAGCGGGGGAAGUUGAGCACCUUCAGUAAUGGAGCAGCGAAGUUGGGCACCUACAGUAACGAAACAACGAAGCUGAACACCAGGUUUUUCUCCAUUUUCAACUCCACCUUAAUGCCCUGUUAAGAUGUCCUUAACCCUCACCGAAGAACAGAAGAAAAAGAUAGAAGAGAAUCGGCUGAAGGCUCUUGCUAGAAGAGCUGAGAAGUUAGCCCAGCAAAGUAAAAGCAUAGCGUCAGGCCCCACCUCCAUCCCCAGGACAGUGCACCAGAACAAUCCCAGACAUUCAAGCAUCCUGGAGAACAUAGCAGAAGAGUCCUCUCGUGGGGGCUGCAGUGCUGUUAAUACCAGUCAGCAGAAUCCCCAUGUCUCACAGACUGAAGUCAUGGCAUAUCAUGUUUCCGGAAGUUUUCCUCCUGAUAUGCCGGAGACAACGAUGCGAAAGAGGGAAGAGAAAAAAAGUUCAGCCAGCCCGGUCCACAUUUCAAGUCCAGUGGCUUUCAGUGAGAUCUCUCAUUCUCUAGCACAGGACUCUUUAAAGAACCCCAGCCAGCAGAUUUCUGGUAAGCUAGCUCAAGGUCAUCCAUGCCCCUCUCACCAGUCCAAGCCUGCAGCCUCAACCAGCUCUAUCCAUGGACCUUUGGGUGAGCCAGGGCACUCACAGAAUUUGCAGGCUGCUGCUUCUGGACUAGUGGAUGACCCAAGUAGACAGUCGCUCAGUGCCACUGUGAGCCUCUCCACCCCUCAUCCUGAAUGUCAGGAAACAAUUGGACACUCCAGUUCCGUCCAUAAGAACUUUUCUGACUCAGGGAGUCAGUCUGAGGAGAAGAAUAGAAAGCUUCAGCAGGCUCUUCAGGCCUCUCCUCGGAAAGCAUUCAGCUCUCAGAAAGGGAAAUGCACCAAGAAGGAAGGAGGCCGUUUCCAGGUGGAGAUUGGAUAUAAUUCAGAGCUCCUUGCGGUGUUUAAAAGUCUGCCCAGCAGAAAGUAUGAUCCUGUUACUAAAAUGUGGGAUUUCAGCCUAAAAGACUACAGGCCUCUAAUGAAAGCCAUCCGGGACCUUCGCACAAUCACAUUGCAGCCCCUGGAAGGACCUGAUACCACGGCUUCUGCCUUGAAGUCUUCAGGGUCGGAGCCCACCGGUGAAGUGCCUCCACAGCAGCUCCAACCUCACAGCAAGGGCUUUGCCAGCAUCAAAGGCCGAUGUGUGCUCAUCUCCCGAACCCGCUUUGAGGCAGACAUUGGCUUUACUGAAGAUGUGAUUGCGAUAUUUAAACAGAUGGGUUCCAGGAAGUAUGAUGUGAAGACCAGGAACUGGAAUUUUCAUUUGGAGGAUCACAAAAGACUAAUGGAAGAGGUUUGCAAGCUUCCAGGCGUCCAGCUGGAACCUUUGCCCAAGGUGGUGCUCCAGACUUUUGCUAACCACCUUGAGAAGAAGUCUCCUCGCCCAGAUGAAGUCCCCGAGGCCGACCUCUCCACAGUAGAUUCAAAACUUGUGUCUGGUUUGAUGCCCUUCCAGAGAACUGGAGUCAAUUUUGCUGUGUCCAAGGGAGGCCGUUUGCUUCUUGCAGAUGAUAUGGGUUUGGGAAAAACGGUUCAGGCCAUCUGUAUUGCUGCAUAUUACCGGAAAGAGUGGCCUCUGUUAGUUGUCACGCCUUCGUCAGUGCGGUUCACCUGGGAACAGGCAUUCCACCGAUGGCUGCCUUCCCUCAGCCCAGAGAGCACCAAUGUGGUAGAGACGGGGAAGGACAGUUUGACAGCUGGCUUGAUCAACAUCUGUAGUUUCGACCUCCUGAGCAAGUUGAAAAAACAAGUAAAAACUUCCUUCCAAGUAAUCAUUAUUGACGAGUCGCAUUUCCUGAAGAACAUGAAGACCGCCCGCUGUCGAGCUGCGAUGCCUCUCCUCAAGGCUGCUAAGAGAGUGAUCCUACUGUCUGGGACCCCAGCCAUGUCACGGCCUGCAGAACUCUACACACAGAUCGUGGCCAUCAAGCCACACUAUUUUCCUCAGUUCCAUGCCUUUGGGUUACGCUACUGUGAUGCCAAAAAGUCGCCUUGGGGAUGGGAUUAUUCUGGUUCUUCCAAUCUUGGAGAACUGAAGCUUCUCCUAGAAGAGUCUGUCAUGCUCCGACGGCUCAAGUCCGACGUCCUCUCCCAACUCCCAGCCAAGCAGCGCAAGAUGGUGGUGGUUGCCCCAGGGCAGAUGGAUGCCAAGACCAGAGCUGUCCUGGCUGCUGCAGCAAAGGAAAUGACCACAGAGAAGAAGAGUAAGCGGCAGCAGAAGGAAGCCCUGCUCCUUUUCUUCAACAGAACAGCAGAAGCGAAAAUCCAGCCUGCCACUGACUAUAUCCUGGAUUUAUUGGAAAGCGGGAGAGAGAAGCUCCUAGUGUUUGCACACCACAAGCUGGUCCUGGAUGCCAUCAGCGAUAAGCUGCAGAGAAAGCAUAUCAGCUACAUCCGCAUCGAUGGAGCCACAUCCUCAGCCGACCGCCAGGCCCUAUGCCAGCAGUUCCAGCUGUCUGGGAAGUACGCCGUGGCGGUCCUCUCGAUCACAGCAGCCAACAUGGGGCUCACCUUUUCCGCUGCCGACCUGGUGGUGUUUGCAGAGCUGUUCUGGAACCCAGGGGUAUUGAUCCAAGCAGAAGACCGAGUACAUCGCAUUGGGCAGACCAGCUCUGUGAGCAUUCACUACUUGGUAGCAAGAGGCACAGCGGAUGAUUACCUAUGGCCUCUGAUUCAAGAGAAGAUUAAAGUCUUAGGCCAAGCUGGGCUAUCUGAGACCAAUUUUUUAGAACUGACCGAAGCCACUGAUUAUUUCCACAAGGACCCAAAGCAGAAGAAGAUCUAUGACCUCUUUCGAGCAUCCUUCUUGGACGAUACAGAUGGAGAUGAUAUAGACGAAGCUAUGCUGCUGGAGGCAGCAGAAGCCUGUGAGAGAGGAGCCUCCUUAGAGAUGUCAGAGAGUGUUUACCCGGAUGGAGCCAGCCUCUGGGAAGAGAGCUCACCUAAGAAGAGGCGGAUUACUGACUUUUUUGAUCAAAAAUGACAGGAGAGACUUGUCCGUUGGCUCUCAGAAGACCUUAAAAGAAAAUCACUGAUAGUUUAAAAAUAUACGCAGUAAAAUAAAGCAAGUUGUCUUCUGUUUUUUCA